AUGUCUACUAAAGCGAGCAGUCCAGCGAUGGUUCCCGUGGAUCAUCCGCUAUGCUAUACUUCCAAUCCGCGUUCAAGCGACUGGACUGGCCUGAGAACCAAGGAUGGGAAGCCCCAAAAAGCAGAUAGUGCUGCACUCUUGCAAAGAAUGCUGGAUCGUCAGGACAUAGUCAACCUUCUGAACGACUACGCCUACGUACUGGAUAAGGUGAUGGUAGAUCAUGCGGCAUCAGAAGAAUGGGCCAACACGAUGACGGAAGACGCAGUCGUCACUUUCCCUUUCGGUGUUUUCAAGGGUCGUGAGUCUAUGGCACAGAUGUGUUUGGAUGCUGAAACAAGAUUUGAGCGGAUGAUUCAUAUGUCUUCGAAUAUGACCAUUGUUUUCGAAUCCGAUACCGUCGCUCAUGCGCGCUCGGCCCUGUUCGCCGUCUGCGGCAUUGAUCCGAGCGACAUUGGAAACAAUUUCGCAGAAGGAGGAUACUAUUACUGGACGUUUCGCAAGGAAAAGACUGAAGGUGGAGACGAAGCUUGGAAGAUCUCGUAUCUGUUUCUGGAUGUCCUUUGGGAGCAGGGCAAUUCGAAGGGUCUAAAUGAGGAGCUAUAUCCUGUUGCAGCUGAGGAGAAGCAACAAAGUCGUGUCGAGGAGCGGGAGCUGCCAGUGACGCAGGACUUAGCGGUGUAG
Molecule: messenger RNA, 681 nt
Organism: Cyphellophora attinorum
Lineage: Eukaryota; Fungi; Ascomycota; Eurotiomycetes; Chaetothyriales; Cyphellophoraceae
Exons: 2
Coding region: 1-681 (226 amino acids)
Source: RefSeq, a predicted model, not a curated record